Molecule: messenger RNA, 2683 nt
Organism: Drosophila serrata
Lineage: Eukaryota; Metazoa; Arthropoda; Insecta; Diptera; Drosophilidae
Source: RefSeq, a predicted model, not a curated record
AAUUAAUGCCCUCCUCAAAACAUUUGGUGACCCCGACGUGAUCGCGUAAAAAAUCGUUUUCGUUAAAAUAAAAGGUGAAAAGUGCUUAUAUAUAGUUCGUAUGCUCACACAAUACAAUUGCAUAUCGUUGCAUCGCUAUUGAACUUUAUCGGUAAAUUCGAGUACAUAGCAUCUCUUUAUAUAUUUGUGCACUAGCAUAUAGUUGCAGCCCUUUUAUAUACUUUUCGUGCAAAUUGUGUUUGUGCUGUUGGUUUUGGUGGUCCGAUAGAACCGUUAGCUCGCGGUCAGUGAACGCCAAGCUUGGCUCCGCUAUUCUUUCGUUCUCUAUUCUCUGCGUUUGGUACAGCUGCAUCGGUCGCAAACCCAAGGUGACAUUUGAAUACUCUUUUUGAAAAUAAAAUGGCAGAGAAUGAUUCGGUAACUGCGUGCCCAUCCGGGGCCAAUAGUGAUUUUGACUUUUAUAAAGCCAAAGCGGACUCGGUUUUUCGACAGCUAGUGGCUUUAAAUGACUUUUUCGGUUCAGAAGAGGCGUCUCAUUUUGACGAGGCCGACCUUCAAGUCAGGCUUGAGCUUAUUGAAAAAAUGCAAGAUAAUUUUGAUAAGUCUCAAACAGCUGUCGAAAGGCUCAAUCUACUAGAGCUGGCUAGUGAUGUGCGUGCAAAAUUCCUAAACAUUUAUUGUGCGGUGAAAUCCAAAAUAUCUCGCGAACUAGCAAAACUCCGCCGAGUGUCAGUGAUAAAUUCGACUGCACUCCCAAAUUUCAACAUCGAGCAGGCUUCAACCUCCAGGGCUGGUGUCCGGGCCACUAGGCUGCCUGAGUUUAAGCUGCCACGAUUUGGAGGCGCUUAUAUGGACUGGCCAGAUUUCUACGCUAUGUACACUACAGUCAUCGGCAACAACGAGGACCUGACCAAUUUGGAAAAAUUCCAGCAUCUACGCUCCUGUUUGGAUGGCCCCGCGUUAGACACAAUUCGCUCGCUGGAGCCAACAGAGGCCAAUUAUGAGAAGGCAGUCGACCUAUUGACUGCUAGGUUUGAUAACAAACUUUUGCAUUUUCAGGGGCACAUACGAUCUAUUUUCAGGCUUUCUAGUGUGGUGAAAGGGUCGGCAAGGAGUUUGCGGCAAUUGAGCGACGGCAUCAACUCUCAUCUGCGAGCCCUUAACACAAUGGCAACCACCCAGGAGAUUGCGGAUGGAAUGCUCAUAUCCCUGGUGUCCUCCAAACUGGAUCAGAAUACCCAGGAGAAGUGGGAAGAGGGAUUGCCUACCAAUAAGCUGCUAAAAUGGACGGAUAUGGCUGCCUUUUUGGAGAAGAGAUGUCGGAUGAUGGAAAACAUUGAAAAUGCUAUGGUAACCCACACACCUAGCAACCAGAAUCGCGCAGAUUCAAGAAAGGACCAAGGAUAUGGCUUGGCAUCAUAUAUCGACCCACUACAACCCGGCUGACAUAUUAUCCAGAGGAUGUACUCCGCUCGAACUUUUGGAUUCGACGCUGUGGCGUGAGGGCCCACCAUUCCUGCGGACAGACGAAGCUUGCUGGCCGCCUCAUACGCCUACUCUAGUAGAUGUGCCUGAACGCCGCCGCCUCGCGCUGGUGCUGACGCAAAGCCAGGAUAUUUCGUAUGGCUGCAAGUUUCAAAAUUGUUUUGGAAAGCUGCAGCGAGUCUUUGGCUACAUACAUCGGUUCCUAAUGCUAAAAGCCAAGGAUGAGCCACGACGGCGAGGACCUCUUACAGUAGACGACAUCAAGGGAGGCACGCAUCUGCUCAUCAAGGGAAUCCAGCUCAUCAACUUUGCUGAGGAGUAUAAGGCCCUGCAAUCCGAAAGGCAGAUUUCCUCAAAAAGCAAGCUGUACUCGCUGCAUCCAAUCUGCGAUGAAUCGGGACUUAUUCGAGUUGGCGGUCGGCUGCAGAAUUCAUUAUUGGAUUAUGAUGCAAAACACCCAAUUUUGCUUCCCAAGGAUCAUCCAGUCACGUCAGCAAUCAUAGCUCACUAUCAUUUGAAAUUUCUUCACUCAGGCCCGCAGAGCUUAUUGGCGGCCUUACGGCAAAGGUUUUGGCCAAUUGGUGGUCGAAAAAUAGUCGCCGCCACUAUCAACAAAUGCAUUCGCUGCUUUCGAUUAAAGCCCAAAUUAGCUGAGCACAUCAUGGCCCCCUUGCCAUCCAACCGCGUGCAGCCAAGUCGACCAUUUGUCACAGUGGGAAUCGAUUUCUGUGGUCCUUUCUACUCCAAGUCUGAAGUCAGAAACCGGCCACCCGUCAAAUGCUAUAUCGCAAUAUUUGUUUGCUUCGCCACUAAAGCCUGCCAUUUGGAACUGGUGGAGGAUUUGUCUGCGGCUUCAUUCAUCGCUGCCCUCAAGCGCUUCAUAAGCCUAAGGGGCAAGCCUGGCACAAUAUGGUCCGAUAACGCUACAAACUUCGUUGGAGCCAAAAACGAGCUGCUGGAACUGAGGCAACUGUUUCUCGCCGACCCUCAAAACAGCGAUCUUCAGCAGGCCUUCGUUUCCAUCGGGAUCAAAUGGCAAUUUAUUCCACCUCGUUCGCCUCAUUUCGGCGGCCUAUGGGAGGCUGCCGUCAAAUCUGCAAAAUAUCAUUUUCAUCGGGUCGUUGGCAACACUAUUCUCUCAUUCAAUGAGCUUCGCACUUUAGUUUAUGAAAUUUCAGCGAUGCUUAAGUCUCGACCG